AGGCAUGCACCACCAUGCCUGACUCAUUUGAAGAUCUAUGGAGUAUUCAUGAUCUAGAAUCAAGAUACCAGGAAAGCCAAGCUGGAAAUUCAAGGAAAGUUAAACAUCAGAAAACUCGUACCACAGAGAAAGCCUAUGAAUGUAAGGAAUGUGGGAAGUUCUUCUGUCAGAAGUCUGCCCUCAUAGUACAUCAGCAUACUCACUCAAAGGGCAAAUCCUAUGACUGUGAUAAAUGUUGGAACUCUUUCUCCAAAAAUGAAGACCUCACAAGACAUCAGAAAAUUUACACGAGAGAUAAAACCUACAAGUGUAAAGCAUGUGAGAAAAUAUUUUACCACCUAUCAUCUCUCAGUAGACAUCUGAGAACCCAUGCAGGAGAGAAACCCUACGAAUGUAAUCAGUGUGAGAAAUCCUUCUACCAGAAACCACAUCUCAUAGAACAUCAGAAAACACACACAGGGGAGAAACCUUUUGAAUGUACUGAAUGUGGGAAGUUCUUCUAUGUGAAGGCAUACCUCAUGGUACAUCAGAAAACACACACAGGGGAGAAACCCUAUGAGUGUAAGGAGUGUGGGAAAGCCUUUUCCCAGAAGUCACACCCCACAGUACAUCAGAGAACACACACAGGGGAGAAACCCUAUAAAUGUAAGGAAUGUGGGAAAUUCUUCUCUAGGAAUUCACACCUCAAAACUCAUCAGAGAACUCACACAGGAGAGAAACCCUAUGAAUGUAAGGAAUGUAGGAAAUGCUUCUACCAGAAGUCAGCCCUCACAGUACAUCAGCGAACUCACACAGGGGAGAAACCCUUUGAAUGUAAUAAAUGUGGGAAAACCUUUUACUAUAAAUCAGACCUCACUAAACAUCAGAGAAAACACACAGGGGAGAAGCCCUAUGAAUGCACAGAAUGUGGCAAAUCUUUCUCUGUGAAUUCGGUCCUCAGAUUACAUCAAAGGACUCACACAGGAGAGAAGCCCUAUACAUGCAAGGAAUGUGAGAAGUCCUUUUUUCGGAAGUCACAUUUUAUUAUACAUCAGAGAAAACACACAGGGGAGAAGCCCUAUGAGUGUCAGGAGUGUGGGGAAACCUUUAUCCAGAAGAAGUCACAACUCACUGCACAUCAGAAGACACACACAAAGAAGAGGAAGGCUGAGAAGCAAGAUGAGUUGAGAAAUUCUCUUGACUGAAUUCAUCCUUCAGAACAAUCAGAUAAUUCACACAAGAGGUACACCUUAUGAAUGGCCUCAAUAUAGGAAAAUUUUCACCUACAAUCUUUGCUCUUUCUGUGUAUCAGCAAAUACAUAGAGAGAAAUUCUGUACAUUUAUUUGGGAGAAAAUUUUAUCAUAUUGUAGACUUUUGUAAAUCCCAGAUAAUAUAAAUGGCAGAAGUCAUGCAAAUUGUAAAACAGGAGGGAAGCCUUUCAGAAGUCAUACUUUUGUUCUGCAACAUAGAAAUCACACAGGAGAGAUCUCCUGUAAGUAAAACGAAUGUCAGUACAUUUUCUGUCAGGGCAGCCAGCUGUAGACAUCCAAAAGUUCAAGAGUGAGAAGCUCCUUGAGUAUCCAGAAAUCUCUUUACACAAUUGGAGCUCAUAUACUAGAGAAUUCAAAGGGAUAACUGCAAAGACAGUGGUAGAUAUAGAAACCUUUAUUAAGAAUUGCUGUUUCAUUCAAUGUCAGAUUACUGGUACUUGGAUAGAUAUUUUAAAUAUUUGGGAGGUGUUCAACAAAAAUUCAAAUAAUUUGUACUGAGGGAAACAGUUAUACUAGAAAUCAUGUCGCCAAUCUGAUGCCAAGAUUGUUCUAUUUUAAAAGGAAACCUGCAAAUGUCUACAUAUAUGAAGCUUUUAAAAAGCACAAAUUAUCAGGCAAUAUCAUUAAACAUACAUUAAAUGUCUUUUAGUAUAUAGGACUUUGUAUGUGAGUGUGCUAUAACAUGUAACUUACGGAUGUUCAACAUGCAUGUGGAAUCCAUCCAUAAUUGUACAUAUGGAAUAUGUAACCUUAGUUCAGUGACCAUUAUGUGUAUGAAGAUGUUGCACAUUAAGUCUCACUAGUGACUCUUGUUAAUAUUUGUAUUGUAAGUGUAGUAUUCCUUUUAAAUUAUAAGGCUUCUUUUUCUCCUAUUUUUUGGUGUUUGUAAAUGGAUAUAGACAGUGGUACUAAACUAAUCCUUCAAAAAGAAGUUAAAAUGUUUUUGUAAAAUUUUCAAAUGUCAGCCAAGUUUUGCGUUAGGAACACAUUUAUAUAUAGCAAAAGCCUGAGCUGUUUUUAAACAGCUAAAAACAGUAAUAUUUAUUACAAUCUAUACAGUGAAAACAAAUAGUGUAAUGUAAGAAGUAUUAUGUAUCUUACUGUUGAUGUGUGAGCAGGGAGCAGAGCUAUCUGCAUUUGUAUUUUGUCUGAGAGUCCUAAGUGUUCUUCACCAACAUUUUCUUCCUCAUAGAAGCAACAUGACAUAGUUAAGGGUGUGAACUCUGUACUCCUGCUGCCUGGGCCCCAAUUCCAGCCUGGGGCAUGCUACUCUGUGUGCCUCAUUUCCCUUCCCAUAAAAGAGUAGUGAUAGUGACAACAUCUUAGGAUUGCUUUGAGGUCUAAAUGAGUUGAAAUUUUCAAAGCACUUAGAAUAGUGUCUGAGACACAAGAGCUAUAUGUUAGAGGCUAUCAUCAUCAUUAUUUGUAUUUUGUGAAUUACGCUGCAAAAAAAAAAAAAAGUUGGCUACCCAACAAUCAUCCCCCACCUUCUUGCUGCCAGUGCCUUGAUUUGGUUGUUUGUUGUUUGUUUUCCUAGAAGUGAUUUAGGGGCAGAUCCUGACUAUGCUAAGUCAGGGUUUGACAAAUGAUGGUCCAUCAGACAGAUCUAGCCCACUACCCAUUUUUGUAUCCUGCAAGCUAAGAAUGAUUUUAUAUUUCUAAAUGGUUGAAAAAAAAUCAAAGAAUAUUGUGACACAUGAAAAUUAUAUGAUAUUCAAAUUUCAGUGUCCAUAAAUAGAGUGUUGAAAACACGAAUACAAACAAAAACAUCUGUUUAUGUUUGACCUGUGGCUGUCUUUGCACUACCCCAGCAGAGUUGAGUAGUUGUGGCAGACACCUUAUGCCCUUGAGCCUAUGAUCUAGCACUUUACAAAGUAAGUUUUUCUUUUACUUACAAUUGAAAAUAAAAGCAAUGUAGAGUUAUGCUUUUAUAAAUAUUGCAUGUUUCAGAAAUGAUGCAUACAGCAAUUUGUAGGUGGAUAGGUUUUUUUUGCAGUAUAUUUAUUUUGUGCAUUAUAUUUAUAUGUUAAGAGCCUGAGCUUAGAAGUACUUUUUCAAAGAAAUGUGUUUUUUACUUGCUGACUUGUCAUAACAUCAAAACAAGAAAUUUCUUGAUGGAAUGUAGCAGUAAAAUAUGAAAUAAACAUUGUCUAAAUUAAAUUGAA
Molecule: messenger RNA, 3416 nt
Organism: Chlorocebus sabaeus (green monkey)
Lineage: Eukaryota; Metazoa; Chordata; Mammalia; Primates; Cercopithecidae
Biological process (GO): regulation of DNA-templated transcription
Molecular function (GO): RNA polymerase II cis-regulatory region sequence-specific DNA binding; DNA-binding transcription factor activity, RNA polymerase II-specific
Source: RefSeq, a predicted model, not a curated record